GCUGCCGGAGUGUCACAACGGCUUUUUAACAAUGUUGCUCUAUCAAAGAAUAAACCCCCGGUGCAGGUUUUGACGAAUGUAAUGGAAAGCGAAAAACAAACUACUGAGAGAGAGACACCGCCUCAGCACUGGACAAGUUACAAGUUGAUUAUUGACCCUGCUUUAACAAAAGGACUCUACAAAGUGUGUCGCUACGAUGGGCAGUGUUUCAACAUACCUGUUGAGGAUUUAGGUUUGUUUCCAGUAGAAACAGUCAGAGAUCCAAGAGUCUGCCGUCUGUGGAGCAAGUCUAUCAAAACAGACCUUCUGGUUCCUAAAUUUAAGGUUGAUGAAUGGUAUGUUGGUCCUGUUCCUCCCAAAGAAGUGACAUUUUCUAGGUUGAAUGACAAUGUGAGGGAGACGUUCUUGACUAAUAUGUGCAAAAAAUAUGGAAACAUUGAAGAAGUGGAAAUAUUCUGCAAUCCUAAGAACAAGAAGCAUUUAGGGAUUGCAAAGGUCCUCUUUGACACAGUGAGGGCUGCAAAACACGCUGUCCAGAACCUCCAUCAGACAUCAGUGAUGGGAAAUGUUAUUCAUGUGGAAAUUGAUCCCAAAGGUGAAAACAGGGCCCGAUAUAUCCAGCUGCUGCUAAGUGGCCUAUAUACUCCACGGACGCUUCCAGUGGGCAGCAGUGAGCGAGCUCUUCAAAGUUUGAUUGACAGUUUACUGGACAGUGCGGCCCCACAGCCACAGGGGAGUAUUUCCAGCCCCACCAGCAUAGCUACACCCCUCUCUCUGGACACAGCCUACUCCAGUAUUUGGCAGGAUACACCGUGCAGCUUCAGACUGACACCACUCUCUCAGGGAACCCCCCGCACUCCUUGCUUCUCUGCGACUCCUCUCUCCCAGGACUCUUGCUACUCCAGUCUUCAGGCAACUCCAAUCCUCCAGGGGGAGCCCUCUAACUAUAGUGUUCACAAACCUUUAAGACAAGAGCUCUGCCUCCGUAAACCUUUGAGGUAUCGCAGGGGAUCAGGCCGAGCCUCAAAGGUUAACUUCGUUUUGAAGCAUUGCCAGUCACAGCCAGCGCACCUCUUCUCAAACCAAAGACAGACGAGCGGCCAGCAGCUUGCACUGUGGGGUCACAAUGCACACUCCUCUAUUCAGAAUGAUAAGGAAUCUUCCUUUAACCUUGCCUCACCCUUUCAGGAGUCCGGAGAUGUGGUCAGCACUCGUUCUACGGCUUUGCCUCUGAACUGCAACUCUUUCAGCAUCCCGAGCAUCAAUUUCACAGCUGACCCGCAAACAAUAGCAUCCUCUCCACCUGAUGACCAGCAGCCAGAGGUAGAGAGUUUGGACUCCCGCAUUGAAAGUUUGCUGAUAAACAACCAGAUUUCUGACCCGUCAUACUUAGAUAGAGAGACUUUAGAGGCAGACGGAGACUCUCAGGACAGCCCAGCUUCACCUUGCUCGCCUCUUAAUGCCCCCUUCUUAGAUGACUCACUUGGUUGCACUCCAGCAGCUUGUGGAUCCUUUACAAGCAGCCACCAGCAUGCCUAUCAUAAUGUUCUACAUCCCAGUCCAGCAAUUCUCGUCGAAAACGAAGAGGAUGAAACUACUCAAGCUGUUUCGUUUCUCACAAGAAACUCCCAGUCACCCAUUUCAUCCGAUUACACAUAUUUUGAAAGGAGGUCUCACAUAGGCAAUGACAGUGAUUCAGAGCGGUUUCAGUCAUUAUUUUGCCAAAAGGAGCAUCGUGCAGCACAUGAAGAUAAGGAGCACUCCAAUAACAGAGAGUCUGGAGCUCUGGCACCAACAGACUUCUCUCUCCCUGAGCAUCCAUCCAUUUCUUCUCUUAGUAGCACCAUUCAACACCACACCCUCAAAACUCCUCCUGCUGUUACGACUGGAUGUUCUCAUCCACCAGUAGCCCCUUUCCCAUUCCCCAUUCCUCCCUUUCCUGCAUCUAUUCCACCGGUCCCUCCUCGCCUGCCGAAUGGUGUUAUCCCAAUCCCACCUCCAGGCUGGAUCCCACCUCUGGGCCAUCACACUGGCAUCCCCAUUCCCCCGCCCCCCAUUCCACCUCCUCCUCCUCCUCCUUCUAUGCCUCCCCCACCAACCUUUCUCAGAUGUCCUCCACCUGUGAUGAUGCCGCCUCCUGUUCCACCUCCUGUGCACUUGCAUAGUAGUGCACCUUUAUCAUUCCUUCGGCCGGCCUGGUCCGCUCCGCCUUUUCCCACAUUUAACCCCUUUGUACCGCCACCUGACUACCAGCCUGUACAGGAAAAACCCCACAAGAUCACAGCAGAAAAAGUUUUAGAAGUCCUCAUGGAUGAGCUGAAGUCGAUCAUUAAGAAGGACCUUACACGUAGAAUGAUUGAAGGAGUCGCUUUCAAAGCAUUUGAGGACUGGUGGAAUUGUCAGGAGAAUAAAGCAAAGAUUCAGGUUUCUCCAUUGAAAAGUGGAGCCACAAGUGUACAAGACAGGAAGAAACUCAUAAGUUCCCUCAGUCACAUCAGUGGGCAGGGCAAAAAACCUCCAUUGCCAUCCUUCAAGGUAAAAAGGAAACGAUCAGAAGAGAUAGAAAACGAGCCGUGUUCUACUCAUGAAAGUUCUGAUGUGAAACACAGGGAGGAUAUAGGGAAACCUGCAUCUGAGAGAGCCAAACGCAGACAUGCAAGACCACUAGAGCUCGACAGUGAUGAUGAUGAUGAUGAUGAUGAUGAUGAUGAUGAUGAUGAUAUGGUGAAAGAGGAAGAUAGCACACUUAAAGAUGAAGGAAUGAGUUUGGAAAAAGUGGAGGCUGUUGUGCCGGUUGGACUUCAAAUCAUGUCUGACAGAGAUGAUCAUGAUGAUGGUGACGACAGUAAUAAUCCAGAGGAAGAAAACAAGUUGGGAGAAGAACAGAGGGAAGAUGAAGCUGCUGUUGUCUUUCAAACUACUGAUGGAGUGCAACGCGCAGAUAGCGAUUUUUCAGAGAGCAGCUCCUCAGAGGAGUCCUCCUCAGACUUCGACUCCUCUGAAUCGUUCUACUCAGAGAGCUUUGAGGACUCGUCCUCUGACUUCAGUACUGAAGAUAAAGACAUGGAUGAUGACGAGGACGACGACAGGAGUGAUGAGUGUAUAGUGAUAUCAUCAGAUGAAGAUUCAGCAGAGCUUGAGCCCCCUCCUACUCCUUCAGCACCAUUUACUCCUGGUGCUCAGCUGGAUCUAGACCUGCAGGACUGGUCAGAUCUGUUUCAUAGGGAGAAAACAGUGGAGAACCAGUAUACAUCCUAUCAACAAGAUGCCUGCAACUUGGAUGCCAUGAUGGAGCUCCACACCACUGAAUAUCAGGAACUACUGCCCCCAUCACCCAUAGGACUUGCAGCGGAGGAGCCAGGCCUUGAUCUGGCGAUGGAGAGCUCUGAAUGGAUAGUAGAGCCUGCAGACAACAUAGAAAACCUCAGGCCUCUCACUCCCACUGGCUGCUUGGUGGACAGUGAUCCUGACAUUCUGAUUAAAAGCAAACCAAAAUCUCCAGCUGUGGAGGAGGUGGAACGACCACGAACGCCAGGCAAGGGGAUAGUGACUGAACUGGAAAAUGAACACUCAAAUGAAGCAGAGGAAGUCGUCUCCCUCUCCCCAGCAAACAGCGAGUUCAUCCUAGCUUCCUCUGAUCUCUUGUCAGCCUCAUAUCCAUUGUACCAGGAGAUGCCUAAAACCCCUGGUAGAGAAGAAAGGAGUGUAUGGACUCAGUGCAGCUCUGAAAGAGUUCCAGCAACACCUGGCAGAGAGAUGACUGAAGGUAGCACAGUGUGCCCAUCUCUAAAUAGCCCACCGCCUGUUCUACACUCGUCCAGAAAUCCAUAUAUCACAGCCCCAAAAACUCCUGGAAGAGACAUUAUCCUACCCCGAAGAGCCAUAGUCCACAAGAGGAAAACACAGAGGGUGACCACCUCAAUGCCUCUGUUGUCUAACGGUUUUCUCAGAGGUUCUCCCGUCACGGUGUCCUCUCCAUGCAGCCUCUCUGAAUCUGGAUCUGACACUUCUGAUGGGAGUGAUGGACAGACCAGUUCAGGUGUGAGAGUGAAGCCCCUGCAGGGGUUAGAGAAUAUGCCUGGCCUUUUGGAUGAAGAGAAAUCCUUAAUGAGACAGAAACUGUGGCGGAGGCUGAAGAGGAGAAGAAGAGCCCGUCAUCAAAGAAGAUCACGGAAAAGAAUCACUGGUUCGCUCUCCUCUGCUAGUCGUCCUCUCUGUGAGGAGAGGAGGAUCCUUCACAACGUUUGGAAGGAGGGCCUGGAUGAAGAAGAUGCAAGGCUGCUGCAGAGCAUUUAUGAAAGGCUGCAGGAGCAGAAUAAUGGCUUUGGGUGGCUCAGUGACACCCUCUGGAUACCUCACCCUCUGACGAAGGUCCCCACAGAGAAGCCUGAGGAACACAAACCCUGGCAGCCAAACCACAGGACCGGCUCUGCUCGCAGUGAAGGUUUCUACAGAAUCAGCAGGAAGGAUAAAAUGAAAUACCUCAACAACUCAAAGCUGGCAACUGAGCUUCCCUCCACAAGUGCUCAGCAGGGAAUUUGCAUCCCAGCCCAACAGCCUACAUCACUGCGUGCCGGAUCUGACUUCAGGUCUGAACAGCGGCGCCUGCUGUCCUCUUUCAGCUGUGACAGUGACUUGGUCAAGUUCAACCAGCUGAAGUUCCGAAAGAAAAGGAUUUGCUUCAGCCGGAGUCACAUCCAUGAAUGGGGCCUGUUUGCAAUGGAGCCUAUAGCAGCAGAUGAGAUGGUGAUUGAGUACGUGGGUCAAAUCAUCAGACAGGUCAUCGCUGACAUGAGGGAGCAGAGAUAUGAGGAGGAGGGCAUCGGGAGCAGCUAUUUGUUCCGGGUUGAUCAGGACACCAUCAUUGAUGCCACUAAAUGUGGGAACUUAGCCAGGUUUAUCAACCACAGCUGCAACCCUAACUGCUAUGCAAAGAUCAUCACUGUGGGGUCUCAGAAGAAGAUAGUGAUUUACUCCCGGCAGCCAAUAAACAUCCAUGAAGAGAUUACAUACGACUACAAGUUUCCCAUUGAGGACACAAAGAUUCCUUGUCUGUGUGGAGCAGAUAGCUGCAGAGGCUCCUUGAACUAAUCUCUUAUUAAGUGACCUGAUUAUGUCAAGAGCCAAAGUGGCCUGAGGUACUGUACAAUCUAAACACAGACUCUGAAGAUGUGUCAAAACUGUGACUUUUUAAAAUACUAUUCAGAAUUGUACAGUCUGUAACUGUCUGGACGCUAUAGAGGAACUAAUGAAAGAACUGCAGACACAUGGUGGUGCUGCUUAGUGAAUCAUGAUUUAAUAAACUGGAAUAAACAGCACUUCAUUCAGGAAUAGGACCAAGAAUUUUGUACUAUAUCAGUGCAGGUCUGUUACAGAAUGAUUCUUUUUUUGGGAGAACAUUACAAAACUACAUUUUCUGAUACAUCACACUUCAUAGCCAACAAUCAGUUCACACAUUGCAAGCGUUAUCUUUCAACAAGAGGGGAAAAUGUUUAUUCCAGAUGCCAUGUUAUAUCCAGAUUCUCAGUUAUAGUAAACAGUCUGUUGACCUGACUAUCCAAAUAACAGAGUUGUAUAGUUAAAUGUUUUCAUUAAUGAGAGCUUCAAUGAUGUUUCGCUUGAGUCAAGCUCAUUUCAAUAAUGAUGGUUUUGAUGUUAAUGUUUUAUAAAGCAAAAGCACUGUAUUAUGAAUUUUAAGUUAUGUACUCAUGAUGAUUAUUUCAGACUCAGAAGAUCUUUCAUAAACACCAGGAUAAACUAACACACAAUAUGCAUGAUUAAUUGUAAUAAAACAUGCAAAACA
Molecule: messenger RNA, 5803 nt
Organism: Amphiprion ocellaris (clown anemonefish)
Lineage: Eukaryota; Metazoa; Chordata; Actinopteri; Pomacentridae
Product: histone-lysine N-methyltransferase SETD1B-A-like
Exons: 18
Coding region: 82-5091 (1669 amino acids)
Cellular component (GO): Set1C/COMPASS complex
Molecular function (GO): histone H3K4 methyltransferase activity; RNA binding; protein binding
Source: RefSeq, a predicted model, not a curated record